UGGGAGUCGGGGAUGGGGGUUGGCGUCGGUACACUUGCUUUAUUGCUUUCCUGCUUGCUGCUUGUGGCUGGGCUGGGGUUCUUUUUUCUUUCUUUGUUUGUUUUCGUUUUCGUUUUCGUUUUCGUUUUCUUCCGCUGGGGAUUGUUCGGAGGGUUCGUUGCUAUUAUACCUAUCAUACGCUUUUGCUUUCUUCUUGUUUUUUCUUUGUCUUUUUCUUUCAGGUUCGGUAGUUGUCUUCAGUACUCUUCAGUACUUAGGCAGGAGGAGCCUUUUACUCUACUCUACCAUAUCGGCCAGAGGACUUUUGUUUGUUUGUAUGUAUGAUACUUCUGGACUCUACCUACCUAGGUACCUAGUCUAUCAUAGAAACGAUGAAUCAUGCAUGACGGUGGCUUGGUUUGGUUUUGCGGGUUACUUAUGAGGUAGGUACUCAGUGUAUUUUAUCAUUGCUCUACGUACCUGGUACUGGAUUUAUAAUCGGUUUCUUUUGCUUUUGCUUUGUAUGAUAGGUACUCUAUACAGACUACUUGAGUGGUUACUAGGAAGUGGGAAGUAGGUGCCAUAGAUACUAUUGGUAGCUGGGGCAAUCGACGGGAUUGAUCUGUUGUUUGUUGUCUGUUAUUGCGUUUCCUCGACUGGCUUUUUUUUUUGUUGUUGUUGCAAUAUUGCCGUAGUAGACGUCCGCGCCGCUGGGCGGGAAUCGGCACGGGCACGGACACGACUACAUAGCUGGCACGGCCGUAACUACUAUAUAGCGGGAAAUAGUUGAACG
Molecule: messenger RNA, 772 nt
Organism: Tricharina praecox
Lineage: Eukaryota; Fungi; Ascomycota; Pezizomycetes; Pezizales; Pyronemataceae
Exons: 1
Coding region: 13-324 (103 amino acids)
Source: RefSeq, a predicted model, not a curated record